Molecule: messenger RNA, 609 nt
Organism: Pedinophyceae sp. YPF-701
Lineage: Eukaryota; Viridiplantae; Chlorophyta; Pedinophyceae
Source: the annotation of a GenBank genome assembly
AUGGCGAGCAGCGAGCGCGUCGGCGUCGUCGAGCGCACGACGAAGGAGACUUCCAUCAAGCUGAAGAUCAACCUCGAUGGCACAGGAAAGUGUUCUAGCAACUCGUCGAUCCCGUUUCUGGACCACAUGAUGGACCAACUCUCCUCGCACGGCCUCUUCGACAUCGAACUCGAAGCCACGGGCGACACGUUCAUCGACGACCACCACACGAACGAGGACAUCGCGCUCGCGCUCGGCACGGCGCUGUCGCAGGCGCUGGGCGACCGCAAGGGCAUCAACCGCUUCGGCAACUUCACCGCGCCGCUCGACGAGGCCCUGGUGCAGGUGGUGCUGGACCUCUCGGGGCGCCCGCACCUGACGUGCGACGUGGAGCUGCCCACGGAGCGCAUCGGGAACUACGAGUGCCAGCUGUACGAGCACUUCUUCCAGUCCAUGGCGAACACCUCCGGCAUGACGCUGCACAUCCGCAUGCUGUCAGGGAAGAACUCGCACCACAUCGUGGAGGCGACGUUCAAGGCGUUCGCGCGCGCGCUGCGGCAGGCGACCGAGGCGGACCCGCGCCGCCAGGGCACCAUCGCGUCCAGCAAGGGCGUGCUCACGCAGCAGUGA